AUGCGAUUAACACAUACUGGUGAAGAUGGUUUUAUGUUGUACAUUCCAUCAGAAUAUGCUUUAUGUGUAUAUGAUAUAUUAAUGGAACAAGGUAAAGAUUAUGGAAUUAUUAAUGCUGGAUAUUUUGCUCAACGGACUCUUCGAAUUGAACGCAUGUAUCCAUCUUGGGGACAUGAUAUUGAUAAAAAAACAACACCAUUGCAUUUAAAUCGAGAAUUUCAUGUUUCAUUUGAUAAAGAUUUUAUUGGUAAAGAAGCUUUAUUAAAACAACGAAGAGAAGGUGUACAAAAAAGAUUUGUUCAAUUUCUUCUUGAAGAUCAUAAUCUAGAUUCAGAUCCAUGGCCAUGGAGUGGUGAACCGAUUUAUCGUAAUGGUAAAUUUUGUGGAUUUGUUACAUCUGCAGCAUAUGGUUUUACACUCGGAAAACAAGUUUGCUUAGGACAUGUUCAUGCUCCCGGUUCAGAAAAUAUAACAAUCAAUUAUAUUCGUGGAGCAACAUAUGAAAUUGAUAUAGCAACUAAACGAUUUAAAGCACGUCCUAAUAUUUAUCAACCAUCAGAAAUGGGUCCAACCGUUCAACUUAAUAUAAACUAA
Rotaria sordida is the source of this 594-nucleotide messenger RNA. The record is from the annotation of a GenBank genome assembly. Lineage: Eukaryota; Metazoa; Rotifera; Eurotatoria; Philodinida; Philodinidae.